Messenger RNA from Bacidia gigantensis, 1554 nucleotides. RefSeq lists its product as uncharacterized. NCBI's taxonomy places the organism in Eukaryota, Fungi, Ascomycota, Lecanoromycetes, Lecanorales, Ramalinaceae. The record is from RefSeq and is a predicted model, not a curated record. Bases 1 to 1554 code for a protein of 517 amino acids. The transcript has 2 exons.
AUGACUUCCUCAAAGUCAUAUCCUAGUAUUUCUCUUGACCUUAUCUGGUUACUACAUAAUAAAUCUGGAUAUAAUUCGGACGUGUUCAGACGGAGGAGCCGCUACUUUCGUCACAGGCUUCGCGCAAUCGAGAUUAGCGCAGGCAAGUUCCUAUCCGCGCCAUGCAGCCCUACGACGCCAACAACCAACGGGGCAGACGCCAUCUCUCCUAAGACAUGUCGCGCUCAGCUUCAGCAUUGGCAUGAUGACUUACACCCAGCCAUCCACCGCAGCGCUCAAUCUUCUCCACCUGCUGAGCCUACAUCCAUAGCGGCCGGUCAGGUCAACUUCGGCCUACUCGCGAGCUCAAGUGCGGGUAUCACCCACACGUCUAUAUCCACCUUAACCGCCGACGAGGACAACUCCUUCAAGCAAACAAAUGACAGGACCUUCGAGAAGGCACGAGAUGCGUCGGGAGCUCCCACGGGUGUCCAACUGUCGUAUGCUGGAACAGACUCAAGCGUCUAUGGGAGUCACAUUCAAUUCACCGCACUUGCAUCGUGCCAUGCUCCAGACAUUGCUCCAGAGCCGAUAUCAGAAAUCUGCGGUCUGGGAGAACGCGAUCUUAUCCAGCACCAAGAGCGAGAGCAAAGUGGAGCACAAGAUCAGGAACAGGAGGAACAGCCAGAGCAACACAACGACACCACCCAUGAUGACCGCUGGACUAGGAAGAGGCUGAGAUCGCGGACGGGAAAUGCAGUCGAGCUUUCACACAAGCAGAAAGCCAAUCGUCAAUUAGAGAGCACCUCAUUGUCGCCGGGGAGACUCAAGAUGCGACAAGGCGUCCAAGCUAAGACUUCCACCAACGUUGUACAAUUCCCCAUUACGGAGCUCCUCAAUGGGAUAGCGCAGGAAACUUCACAAACAGACAGGAGACAAGAGAUGCAGCGUCUAUUGGCAGGAUUUCAACGAGGCGUGAGUCUAUUCUCGAAUCGUACCAAGGCAGAGUCCCUCGCCAUUGGAACUAAAGCUGAUGUGGUGCAACUGUUUAAUGACGUCUCUCGCGUGGUACAGGAAAUCGAAGACAGCGAUAUAUCGGAGCAGGUACAGCGUGUGCGUAAUCGCUUGGCUUUGGCUCGGUUUUAUCAUACUUAUCGCACGGCUCAAGCCAAUCCUCAGAGAUUCUUUGAUUUUGUUAAAGGCAGAGAUUUUCCGACAACCGAGACUUUGGAAGGGGGAACCUGCACAAAGCGGACUUUGGUCAAGGAAAGGAUGAUUGACUUGAUCUUUAAUUCACCUCAAGACGGGAGGAAACGCAAGAAGGACGCGAUCAGGAUCAAUAAUUGGCAAAAUUUGGGCCGGCCUUGGCAUGAGCUUAUCACACGAUUUGGGGCAGGCAUACUGUUUCUCGUCAGGAAAGAUGCGACUAACGACAGGCACGUGACUAGCACUUUUUUUAUUCCUUGUUGGUGUUUUGCAGUGACUGAUUCACAAGCUAGAAUCCGACGUUUGGACGAUCGCAAAUUGUCGCAACUUAUGGAACUUAUUGAUGGAGACCUGAAUUCCAGCGAAUGA